Amoebophrya sp. A120 is the source of this 6125-nucleotide messenger RNA. The record is from the annotation of a GenBank genome assembly. Lineage: Eukaryota; Dinophyceae; Syndiniales; Amoebophryaceae.
AUGUCGUCCGCGGCCUCAACGAGCGUCGUGGAUGGCGGCGCCACCACCGGCGGCGCGGCCGAGACUGGCCGGCUGCUGGACGGGUUUCUGGUGUUAGCGAGUGGUGGCUUCGGCCUUCCGGACGACGCAGUAGUGGCGAACCUGUCCUCGCUAUCGUACGAAAAAAGUGUUUCACUGUUAUGUAUGAUUUUGCUAGAUCUGCAUCACAAGUUUGUUACACAUGACACUGAAAGUCUGUCAUGCGCGCUUCCCAAGGGAAAACACGCUUGAAAAUCCAAGGCGUUGCAGGUGUAGCAAGACAAAUAGUUCUGUGUUCCAUUUUCUGCAUCACAAAUUCACAGUGAAGCAGUUUUUUCUUGCGAUACUCGCUAGACAUUGUGGAGGUUUCGGACGACAUGCGUUUUUUUCCCAACCUGGACAGUAUGGACCUGUCGGACAACAAACUCAAUUACCGGGAUAUCAAAAUGGAAAAGGCCCCGCUCCCCUAAAUUGCAAAAAUUUGUGAUGCGAAGUUUGCAAAUGAAAACUUUUUGUCAUGCAUGAAAGGAGUGCGAAUCUUUCUGAUGCAGAAUGUAGGCGUGUAUCGCAUCGCUUGCAUGACAAGCGCCGCUCUUGCUGGGGUCUUUUGCAAUACAAAUUUUUGCUAUUCAUGAUUGAAAACCUGUGAGGCUGAUAGAUGCAAGAAGGCGAAUGUUUCAUUUGGAAAGGUUUGCAACACAAAUGCUCCCAAGUUCGGGGGUGGGUGCGUUUUUCAUUGUAAUACGGGAUAUCAAAAUGGAAAAGGCCCCGCAUCCCGAGGUUUCAAAUGGCCGCGUUGCCAAGUUUCCAGGAGGGAAGUUUUUGCAUAAGAAAAAGGAUUACGAAUUGCUGAUCCGGAUUCAAGACGUGCAAAGCAUCAAUCUUGCACAUGACGAGCCCUGCCGUUUCCGGGCCCUUCCACAAAUACAUAGUAAAUUAUUGCCACUCUGUAGUAUCAAACAAAAAUUUGCGCUGCUACAAUCUGCAAGAGAGAUGAAGAGGGGGGUUUUUACACCAGGGGGAAAGUUUGCACUACAAAUGAUGUUUUCAGGUGCUCCCUAGCUGCGUGGACCCUCGCUAAUCCUGACUCGGUAGCGGAGCAGUCUGUUUAGCAUGUAUAAGAAAGGAUGUCAAAAUUCUAGCGCGGUUGGGGUGUUUUUCAAUACGAUACGGAAGGUGCUGGAACAUUUGUUUGUUACGCCCCGGCUCACGACGCUGAACCUCUCCUGCAACCAUAUCAGCAGACUGAACUGGUACGAUUUAAUUCCUCGUUACAGGGAAAUACUAAAGUUUGUGCUUGUAUUGGAAACUUUGAGGAAGUGACUACUGUAUCAAAUUUUUUGUCUUCGUUUGCAAUUGAGUAAAAAAGAAGACGAGUAUCGCAAAACGAAACUGUAUUUGCAGCCGCCGGAACCCGCUCUCCAGCCAUAUUUCGUCUUUCGACACGCUGGCCUCGCUGGAUUUGAGCUACAACGAGCUGCACGGUGACGUGUUGAUUGCGCUGGCCUGUCUGCCACAGCUGGAGAAGCUCAACCUCACGGCCAACUGCAUUUCUAGUAAGCCCUACACCUCGCCCUCUUAGCAUUUUUAUUCAGCAAUUCAGCUUGUGUAGAAGUACUCCGAAGCUCAAUUGUUUCCAAUUCAAUUUAAUGCUCUCCAACUCCAACAUUGCGGCCAGGGCCAGGGCCAUCUUUAUUUUCUUUCCCGUUGUAGAUGUAGUGCACUCAACGUCAACAGGCGGGCUUUGUCUGGGUCCGUGUUCGGCUCGAUGUGGCUUUCGCUUGCUACAAGAACUGCUACCACAGCAUUUGUAGGAACGAAAGAAGAGUGCCACCUGUCGCUCAGGAAGAGAAAAACUGGCUUUGAAGUCGGUUAGGGUUACUGUCGCACAGCUGACUGGUGAUUUAUUAUAUCGAUUUACGAAAGGCAUUCCUCCGGAAGAGAGCUUGGAUGGUUUUCCGAAACUUUCUUCCUAUUGUAAGGGAAAAUCCCCCCUCUCCAUAUCGAAAAGGUAAGCACGCCUCAGAAAAUUUGCGAUGCUGAUUUGUGGCCACAUUGCAAGAAGGCAACUCCACAAGAUCCGCCGCAUGAUGCAGGCGGUUUGUGAUGGAUGCAGGCGGUUGGUGAUGCUUCUGGGCCUAAAGCAUAGACAUUUGCCAUGCCAGACGCCUACGCCAACACUCCUCUACUCAUGCUUAGUAUGUGCCUGCAGUCCUCUACUGCAAGACAAAUCUGAUUUGUGUACACAAAUCCAGCGUGUGCGGUAUUUUGCUCGUUAAUGAUAUUCUGUAGGUCAAUGCCAUCCUCGAUUCUCACCUCCAGGGUGUUGGGUUCAUCCCUACCUCCUCCAAUGUGUAUUGGUUGAGGACUGUCCGCUUCAUUCUACGUGCCAGCAGCCAUGGUAUCCACAAAUCCAGCGUCAGAAACUUCGUUUUGAUAUGGGGGAGGGGGGAUCUCUCUUUCCUUUUGAUACUUCGCUUGUGCUCGACAGCAACGACUUGGUGCAGUUCGAUCAGUGGCGAUCGCUGGACUGCUUGCGCAACCUGAAGCACUUGUCCUUGAAACAGAAUCGCAUUCGGCGGCUACGUAUCAAAUGUAAAAAUGUCUGGGUCUGGAAGAAUGCAACUUGUGAUGCUAACUUUGGACUCUAAAAAAAUCUGUAUUGCAUGACCAGCAAGAGGCGCCCAGUUUGUGCUAGGCGAGAAGGGCAUUUGUCAUGCGGGAUAGGCAUCAGGAUCAGGAAGGCCUCUUGAAAUAUGUGAUGCUAGAUCAUGCAUUACAGACAUCCUGAGUCAUGCAAGAUAUGCAUGACAAACCUGGCAACCUUCCAGACCCACACUGACAUUUUUACAUUUGAUACUACGCGAGGACGAGGAGGAGCAGCUUUUCGUGAAGCUGGAGGUGCUAGAGCUGCAGCACAACGAUUUUCAAAACACCGUUGAAGCGGUAUUGACUACGACUCACGACGACGGCACGGGUGGGCCAGGUCUCGUCGUCGGUUCCACUUCUACCACGUCGGGAGAGGGCGGGGGCACGUUUGGAUCUGCGACGCACGCACGCCGGAUCGAAGCUGAGUUUUCGCUCCUGCAGCACUUCCCCGCCCUGCGCGCCGUGCGCGUCAGUCAGCCCGGGUUCCCGAAGAAGCUGUUUCGCGGCCGCAUCACGGUCGAGACUGAGCACGUGAAAAAGUUCUACAUGACGGGAAACGGAUCGCAUGCAGCGCGGGACAAAAAGCAACAGGUCACGAAAACAAGGCGAGCGUUUCGACAAGUACGGCCUGCGCGGCUUCGGCAAAGCAGUCCCAGUACCGCGCUCGCGACAAGAAACGCGGAAGGGUGAGAUGAAGCUCCUACGUGAUCUCAAUUUUCAAUUGCGUUUGCUACAACAGGAGCGCUCUCAGGAGCACCUGCUUUGAGAGGCAACUUAGAAGAUGGAACUUUAUUCAAUCGAUGGAACCAACGUGCUCGUUCCCUUAUCUGAGUUGUAGGAGUACUUACAAUGAACUGGUUUUUUUUUUGCGAGGAAGGUGCGGUGGAACUGCCGUCAAAUGAUAUAACAAACCAGGAUAUCAAAUGUAAAAAUGUCUGGGUAUGGAAGAUUCAUGCUGUCUUUGCAUGACACAGAAGGUCUGGCAUGGAAGCUCUAGCAUCACAGGUUUCGAGAAGCCUCCGCAAUGCCGAACCCGCAUGAGAAAUCCCCCAUUUUGGUGACAGAAUUGAGCAGCUUUUGCUACCUAUGCAUGAGAGAUUUUUCUGUGUUCGAAAAUGCGCAUCACAAGUUGGAUUCUUCCAGACCCAGACAUUUUUACAUUUGAUACAGGACACAGCGAUUGGGAUCUUCGGAGGAAGAUCUGCAGAAUACUGAGAGGAAAAAUCCCCCCUCCCCAUAUUGAAAAGGCAUGUUUCCGAAAAUUUGUGUUGCUGAUUUGAGGUCACAAAUCGCAUUUGUUUUGCAAGACGACAAGGGCAGAGGCUUCCGCCCCAUUAUGGAGGCGAUUUGUCAUGCUGUUGGGCCUAGGGGACACCCGUUUGCAAUGCUAAGCAACUAGACCCAUACGCCCCGACCUAUGCCGAGGAUCUGGCUGCGAUGCCUUACUGCAAGACAAAUCCGAUUUGUGUACCCAAAUCCUGCAUCACAGAUUUCCAUUUCGAUAUGGGGAGGGGGGAUUUUUCCUUUUGAUACAGAAGGCACUGUAUACGGACACACUGACAAGAGUUAACGAGCGAACAGAACGAAUGGCCGCGGUAGAUGACGUUGCUUGAGUCAUUAAUACUUGCCCUGUGUACCUGCGUUUUUUUCUUAUUUUUCUUGAGAGACUUACCAGUAGCGGCGACGCCGAGCCGAUUGCGAAAUCAUCAUCAUCGUAACAGAACAAAAAAGAAACUGGCAGUUCGCUUAUGAAGUCGAUUUGUGCAGGUGCGGCAUUGUUGAUAUCGAGUUCCAUGUCGAUAGGUACAGCUAGUGCAAUGAAUGCAGCUGCACACUAGCAGCUGCUGCAACGUCCGCGGCACUACGUACUUACACUCGCCGAAGGGCGACUCGUUUUUGAAUAAGCGUUCACGGUAGCAAUAUUCGACACUCUGCAGCUUCCGAAUGGUAAAACAGGAAUCCUCCAGCCCUCCAGGGGCAAAGAAGAAACUGAUAGUGCAACCAGUGGACUUGAUAUGGAGAGAAAAAAGUUUGCCACAGUCACUACCUUGCAGGUUUUGCAUUACAAUUUUUUUAGCAUCACAGCGCUUCCUUGUAUUGCAGAAACACUAGAGCAAUCCCUUAUGGAGUUUGGCUGUGGUGCAGUUUGUACGCAUAACAGUAUUGCAAGAAUGCGCAUGGGUGAUCGUGACAAACUUUUUUCGUUUGAUACUUGAUCGGAAAGUACCUGGAUGACGACACCAUGGACGAGAUCUUCGCGCGACGACGCCUAAGCAGGGGAAAAAACUGACUCCCCGUCGCUCUUGUUGCAUGGUGACACAGCAACUAGCAAGUAUGAUGAUGACGUUUCUGAGUUUUUCUACAUUAAUAAGAUGAAUAAAAGUCGAAAAUGAGGUCAUCAUUUACAUGUUCAUUUGAUCACACGACAGCGCAACAAGUAGAACGUGGGAAAGUUAUCAGAGUUCAGUGGCACAAUCGGCGUCAUGCUGCGCCUCUUAGAGUGAUUGCAAUCUGAUGUCUGAGUCACAGUAAUCGGAGACUGUCUAGUGUUUUUUCCUGUGGAUGGCGCAAGCAGAUCGAUCAGCUCGUAGAGCAGCGGCUACAGCAGGAACAGCAGCAGGGUGGCGGGCCUACUAGCUUUUUGCAGGCGAUUCCCUUCGCGCUUUCCUCGGACUCGCAGUCAAUGCUUUCGCAGGCGGCUAAGGAAAGCAGCACCUUUGUCACGCAGCAGGCGGAUCACGACGGAAGUCAGAAUUUGGAUUACUUUGCGCGCUAUCGCGAGGAGGAAAUUUUGGAAACACCGCGAACCCCCGUGGAGGUACGGCAGCAGAACCGGACGCGACGAAAGAACGCACAGUCGAUGUAUCACGGCGAAGGUGCUGGUCCGCCGGUCGCGGGUGCGGUUGAUAUACCGAUCGACAUCAGGCGAUCGCUAUCUUGUGCGGAUGGGUCAGGGUCAGAGAAGCUGCAGGCAUUUCUUUGGCGCCGUGCUGUUCUGCAUUUGGCAUGUUGCUUGGCAGUACGAACGCGUCAGCGUCGUGCCAUUUGUGCUGUGCGAGGCGUCGCGAGAGGUUGAACAUUUUAAGUAUGUGGCAGGCGCAGUGGUCUUUGAUGUGCAGUCUUUGUUACGUAGAGGAACGAGGAUGCGAAUGCGCUGCAGCAUCUGCUCCCCUGACAUUUUUCCAACGGAGAUUCCCUGGAAGCGCUCAAGGAUGCUAUGUUCAAGGAGGAGCCACCCAGCCACGACUUCUAAUAGAAGAUUAUAAUCCGAGAAGUUGUAUCACAAAACAUAACGAUCUAACCGUCUACUACUGUUGUUUCUUGCCCGGAGCGAUAAUUUUGCGCAGCACCUACCAGUUUUGAACAAUUGCUUCAUCUUGCAUUGAAUCAGGUACGGGAGGCAAACAAAAAUUGGUGGUAUCAUGUUUCCCCACACGAUAAGAUAUGAUGACAAAAAA